CUCUCGGGGAAACCAGCGGAAGUUAAUGUAAAGGAAAUAAAUGUACAUUCGUGGAAUGUUAACUCUGAAAUAGCAGAGAGAAGCGGACAGAAGGGGGUCACAAAAUGCACCAUGAGUUUCAGUACUGGCUAAUUUUGUUCGGGUGAAGCAGUCUAAAUGUGAAUAGAAAUGGCAUUAUCAGAAGGAAAAGUUCACCGGUCACAACAAAAGCAUCAGGUUAACAUCACUUAUGUUAACUAUUUACAUCUCGACAACUUAUGUGCAAGCAGACAGACACAGCAAUGUUCUUAUACAGCAGGGUGAUGGCAGGAUCUACAAGGGUCAGAAGGGAGAACCGGGGGACGUCCCACUUGUGACCGGUAUCAGAGGACGCCCUGGACCUAUGGGACCUCCCGGCUCUCCAGGAGAAAGAGGAUCUCGAGGAAACAAAGGAAGGCCUGGACUGCGGGGCCCUGCAGGUUAUGAUGGAGAGCCUGGUAUACCCGGUCAGCCCGGUGAACCAGGACCACCAGGACAUCCAACACACCCAGGGGGUCUGGGAGCCAUGACCGGAGGAUUUGAUUCAAAAACAGGACCUCAAGCCAUGCUCAGUGGCACAAGGGGGGAGUCUGGAACAAGAGGACCUCCUGGGCCAAAUGGCUCACCUGGUCAAGCUGGACCUCAAGGACCUCCUGGAGAUGUUGGGGAUCCAGGACACAUGGGGCCACCUGGGCAAAGGGGACCUGAGGGCCCUUCAGGGAAACCAGGCGAAGAUGGAGAACCAGGCAAGCCAGGAAACAGUGGAGAAGUUGGAUUCCCUGGAUCAGCAGGAUCCAGAGGAUUUCCAGGUACACCUGGGCCUCCUGGUCUGAAGGGGCACAGGGGCCACGGUGGACCCAUUGGACAAAAAGGUGAAACUGGAGCUGUUGGAUCAAAGGGUGCUACAGGCCCCAGUGGUCCAAUGGGAGCACCUGGACCCAUGGGUCCUGCUGGGAUGCCAGGAGAGAGGGGGCGCUCUGGACCCAGUGGUAUAUCGGGCAAGCGUGGUUCACCUGGAAACGUCGGAAAACAUGGUCCAAUGGGUCCCUUGGGUCUCAGCGGCCCACCUGGUUAUCCUGGAACCCCAGGAAUGAAGGGACAACCUGGCCCGACAGGAGUCCGGGGUCCAGAGGGCCCACAGGGACAGAGAGGAGAGACUGGUCACCAGGGCAGAGCUGGACCAGUUGGCCAAAGGGGACCCAUGGGUACAGAUGGAGGCCCAGGUGCCAAAGGACCAGUGGGUAAUCUUGGUCCACAAGGUCCAGGCGGCCAUCUUGGACCUCCUGGCCCACCAGGACCUCAGGGAAGCACCGGUCAGCCUGGUAUCAAAGGACAAUUGGGUGAUGUUGGUGUUCCAGGUUUUAAAGGAGAGGCUGGACCUAAAGGAGAACCUGGUCCACCAGGCUCCCAGGGAGUGAUUGGACCUCAAGGUGAAGAAGGAAAGCGAGGGCAACGUGGAGACCCCGGCUCUGUGGGCCCUCUAGGUCCUGUUGGCGAGAGAGGAUCUCCUGGUAACAGAGGAUUCCCUGGUGCUGAUGGGCUGCCAGGACCUAAGGGUGCUUUAGGAGAUCGUGGAACAUCUGGCCCACCAGGACCAAAAGGUUCCCUAGGAGAUCCUGGGCGUACAGGAGAACCUGGUCUACCAGGUGCAAGGGGUCUUACUGGUACCCCUGGAGUGCAGGGAGCAGAGGGCAAGCCAGGACCACUGGGUGCCCCAGGUGAAGAUGGUCGUCCAGGCCCUGCAGGGUCGAUUGGAAACAGAGGACCCGCAGGAAUCAUGGGAGUGUCAGGCCCCAAGGGCUUCAAUGGUGACCCAGGAAAGACAGGUGAACAAGGAUCUGCAGGAGUGGCAGGUCAAAGAGGUCCUCCUGGAAAAGAUGGAGAAGUUGGCCCUGCUGGUCCCCCUGGUCCCUCUGGUGUUGCAGGAGACAGAGGAGAGCAGGGCCCUCCAGGCGUAAAUGGAUUCCAGGGUUUGCCUGGAAAUCAAGGCCCUCCUGGAGAACCUGGAAAACCUGGCGACCUUGGUGUUCCUGGAGAGGUCGGUGCUGUGGGAGCAAUUGGACCAAGGGGAGAGCGUGGAAUUCCUGGAGAGAGAGGAGAACUUGGUGCAGUUGGUCUACAGGGGCCUAAGGGUAUUCCUGGUGCACCCGGUCCAGAUGGGCCAAAGGGCAGUCCUGGUCCUCCUGGUGCACUCGGUGACAUGGGUCCUCCAGGUCUUCAGGGAAUGCCAGGAGAGAGAGGAAUCUCUGGUCCUCCUGGGCCUAAAGGUGACAGAGGCACAAUUGGUGAGAAAGGAUCAGAAGGUACAGCUGGAAAUGAUGGUGCAAGAGGAGCUCCAGGCCCUGUUGGCCCACUAGGAUCUGCGGGACCCAGCGGUGAGAAGGGAGAACCUGGACCCAGAGGACCACAUGGACCUCCCGGAUCCAGAGGAGGGCCAGGAUCAAGAGGUGACCCUGGUCCGAUUGGUGCUGUCGGAUUUGCUGGACCUCCUGGUCCUGAUGGCCAACCUGGAGUCAAGGGAGAGGUUGGAGAACCAGGCCAGAAGGGAGAUGCUGGAUCACCAGGACCUCAAGGUUUAGCUGGUGCUCACGGACCUCCUGGGCCAGGUGGUGUUGCUGGGCUGAAAGGUGGAAGAGGAACACAGGGUGCACCAGGCCCCACUGGAUUCCCAGGAUCUGCAGGAAGAGUUGGCCCACCCGGCCCAACUGGUCCACUUGGAGAACCUGGACCCCUUGGACCUCCUGGGAAAGAGGGUCCUCCUGGUCUUCGUGGAGACCAUGGAUCCCCUGGGAGACAAGGAGAGAGAGGACCAGCAGGACCACCUGGCAGCCCAGGAGACAAAGGAGACUCUGGAGAAGACGGACCCACGGGUCCUGAUGGUCCUCCUGGCCCAGCUGGAACUACAGGACAGAGAGGCAUUGUGGGUCUUCCUGGUCAGAGAGGAGAGCGCGGGAUGCCAGGCCUUCCAGGACCAGCGGGACCACCAGGAAAACAGGGAUCUGCAGGUCAAUCUGGAGACAAAGGGCCCCCAGGUCCAGUCGGUGUUCCUGGUGCUAAUGGACCUCGUGGUGAUCCUGGUCCUGACGGCCCUGCAGGAUCCGAUGGCCCACCAGGCAAAGACGGUGUUCUUGGACAAAGAGGAGACAGAGGAGACCCUGGUCCAGAAGGUUUGGUUGGUCCACAGGGACUCCCUGGCACUCCAGGUCCUGUUGGUGCAACGGGUGGUCCUGGAAGGAGAGGAGACGCUGGCUCAAGAGGACCUGUUGGCCCGCCUGGCUCAGCUGGAAAGAGAGGAUUAGUGGGACCUCAAGGACCUAGGGGAGAUAAGGGUGACCUGGGUGAUCAUGGAGAGAGAGGGCAGAAGGGACAUCGAGGAUUCACUGGUUUGCAGGGUCUUCCUGGACCUCCAGGUACGACAGGUGAGCAGGGAACUUCAGGAAUCGUUGGACCAAGUGGGCCGAGGGGGCCUCCCGGACCUAUUGGACCACCUGGAAAGGAAGGACACACGGGACAGACAGGACCGAUGGGACCUCCUGGAACACGUGGACUCAGUGGAGAGAUUGGACCAGAGGGCCCUCCAGGAGAGCCUGGACCCGCAGGCCCCCCUGGUCCCCCAGGACCUCCCAUGGCUGCCAUGGAUGACCUCUUCGGCGGCCCUCAAGAUUACGACUCUGGCCCUCCUCCUCCUCCUGAGUUCAGCGAGGACGAGGCUAUGCCCAACAGCAACUCCUCCACCAUCGUGCCCGUGGACCCGAGCAUUCAGGCCACGCUGAAGGCCCUCAGCAGCCAGAUCGACAGCAUGAAGAGCCCUGAUGGCAGCAAGAAACAUCCUGCCAGGACCUGUGACGACCUGAAGAGAUGCUACCCCAUGAAGAAGAGUGGGGAAUACUGGGUGGAUCCAAACCAAGGCAGUGUAGAAGAUGCCAUCCAAGUGCACUGCAAUAUGGACACCGGAGAGACCUGCAUCUCCGCCAACCCAUCCAGCAUACCUCGUAAAGUGUGGUGGAGCUCUUCCAGGAACAAACCUGUGUGGUUCGGCGCUGACAUCAACAGAGGAACACAUUUCGCUUAUGGCAACAAGGAUCAGGCCACAAACGCCGUCACUGUUCAGAUGACCUUCAUCCGUCUGCUGUCCAAGGAGGCGUCUCAGACCAUCACCUACCACUGCAAGAACUCUGUGGGCUACAAGGACGAGAAGAAUGGCAACUAUAAGAAAGCUGUGAUCCUCAAGGGCUCCAACGACCUGGAACUCAAAGCAGAGGGAAACAAUCGCUUCAGAUACACAGUGGUGGAGGACUCCUGCUCAGAAGCAAAUGGCAACUGGGGCAAGACAGUGUUUGAGUACAGGACACAGAAAACAGCAAGACUUCCUAUUGUGGACAUUGCCCCUGUGGACAUUGGUGGCUCAGAUCAAGAGUUCGGUGUCGAUAUCGGGCCAGUGUGCUUCUUGUAAAAUCGUCAGCAGGGAUGUGUCGAAGAGAAUCCUGAGACUAUUGAACUGACAGCUGACGCGAUCAGCCACAUUGUACAUACGAGUACUGAGGACUAUUCUGGCCCUGUGGCAAGAUAUUUAUUGUGCCUUUCAACCCAGUUCAAGACAUCGAAGAUUUGUAAGUCAGAAUGAAUGUUUGGAAAAUUGCAUGAAAUAAUUGGUAGAAAAUCAGAAUCAUUCCUCUGUCUUGUGUAUGUUUGACCUGAAGCUCGAUGGAUUUCGAGGCUUACGACGGUGUAGUUUGGUCCAAAGAUCUUUAAUUUUAUUUCACAAAACCAAAGAUUUAUGAAUAUGAAAAGCUUUAAAAUGGUAACUGCUGUUUAUAGGCCCAGAAAAAUCCCACUAAACGUUGUCCUUCCACUACUAUUUUCUACAGAUUUGUCUAUUCCUUUUUUUUUUUGUUUUGUUUUUUUUUUUGUUUUGUUUUGUUUCUUUUAAAUGUUUGAAUAUAAAAACAAGACUGUGGUGCUAUUGAGGAAACAAAUACAGCAGGUGAUACAUUCACUGGCACAGGUAUUUUUUCUCAAGACAGUUUUGAUGAACCAAUGUCUGUAACCAGUUAUUUCUGAAACUCUGUACCGACCACGUACAACAUUAAAGACACAUUAAGACUGUCGAUUCCUCAGUGUUAGCUACCUCGUCACCGAAAAACUGAGAAACGAUGACACUACAUGUAAAUCUUUGUUCACAGGUGCUGUUUUGUAAGUAGUGUGAUCCUUGUGCACUCCUCCCAGCUGCGCGGUAGGGCAGGGUUUGGGGAUACCAAUAAAGAUCUUUCUGUCAACAACGGACAGAUGAAUGAGGUGU
This is a messenger RNA of Acanthopagrus latus (yellowfin seabream), 5317 nucleotides long. RefSeq names its product collagen, type V, alpha 2a (gene col5a2a). Gene Ontology annotation, cellular component: collagen type V trimer. Lineage: Eukaryota; Metazoa; Chordata; Actinopteri; Spariformes; Sparidae. The record is from RefSeq and is a predicted model, not a curated record. The transcript has 53 exons. Gene Ontology annotation, molecular function: extracellular matrix structural constituent. Bases 230 to 4471 code for a protein of 1413 amino acids.